Eucalyptus grandis is the source of this 4081-nucleotide messenger RNA. Its product is annotated as TMV resistance protein N-like. Lineage: Eukaryota; Viridiplantae; Streptophyta; Magnoliopsida; Myrtales; Myrtaceae. Gene Ontology annotation, molecular function: ADP binding; protein binding. The coding region runs from base 2466 to 3887 and encodes 473 amino acids. Gene Ontology annotation, biological process: defense response; signal transduction. The transcript has 5 exons. The record is from RefSeq and is a predicted model, not a curated record.
CUUGGGAACGUUGUUCUCAACGUUGCGAUUCAUCUGGUUUCCUCCUCUUCGCCUGCAAAGCAACCGCAUUGGUAGAUUUUCUCUGUUAGUGCUUCUUUGGAAGAUCCGACCCAACAGGAGCGCGAUGAUGGAAGAGCUUGUAGGUAUCGUCGUUCUUGCACUGGUCACAUUCCUAGCGUUUGCAGUGAUCGUAGGCCUAGCGUUCGCUUUUCGGGGGCUCCUGCUUAUCAAGUGGAAGAAAAGAAGCGCAGAGCACAAUCUGGAUGAGUCGCCUGCUACUACAGACGACUUGCCACCGGCUGCACUGAGGCAAGGGAUCGAUUACGAGGUGUUCUUGAGUUUUAGAGGACUCGACACUCGCAAAAACUUCACCGAUUGCCUAUACCAUGACCUGGUUCAAUCCGGGAUUCACACCUUCAGAGAUGCGGAAAAGCUCCAAGUUGGAGACAGCAUUGGUGACGAGCUUCAUCAAGCAAUAAAAAAUUCGAGGAUCUACAUACCAGUUUUGUCCAAGAAUUAUGCUAAUAGCAAAUGGUGCCUGAUGGAGCUUGCACAGAUGGUGAAAAGCAAGAGAUCGUCAGCUCAACGACAGAUAUUUCCCAUCUUUUAUGACGUGGAACCUUCGGAUGUUAAGCUCAAGACUAAUACAUACGAGAGAGCUCUCUCCCAACAUGAGAAAAAGUACGGCUCUAGAAGAGUCCUGGAAUGGAGGGAGGCUCUUAUAGAAGUAUCUAAGCUGAAAGCAUGGGAAGUAAAAUCUAGAGGACAUGGAGAACUCAUAAAGUUGAUUGUUCAGAAGGUUCUGAUUGAAUUGAAGAUCAAUUAUCUAAAUGUGAGUGACCAUAUAGUGGGAAUUGAUGAUCCCGUUGAACAAGUAACGAGGUUGCUAGAGGUUGGUUCAGAGGGUGUACGUAUGGUUGGAAUUUGUGGAAUGGGAGGGAUUGGCAAGACAACUCUAGCCAAGGUUGUCUACAAUCGCCUUUCUUCUCAUUUGAGAGUUGCAGUUUCAUCGCUGAUGUCCGAGAAACAGUGAAAGCCCAUGGUCUUCCGACUUUACAGAAACAACUAACACGUGACAUCCUCAGUUGUAACUGCGUAGGACCUCUAAACGUUGACGAAGGGAUCAACCUAAUCAGAGAGAGGUUUCAAAAUAAGAGAGUUCUCAUUCUUCUUGACGAUGUUGACCACAGGGAUCAACUCAAGGCACUAGUAGGGAAACAUGAUUGGUUUGGUUCCGGAAGUAGGAUUCUAGUUACGACAAGAGACAGGAGUGUCUUCAGUGCAGGAAGGGAAGGUACCUCUGAAGUUCCGGAUCACUAUGAGGGUGACUGGAUUUAUGAAGUUGCCGAAUUGAAGCGUGCAGAAGCCUUGGAACUAUUCAGCGGACACGCUUUCAGAACAAACUCUCCUCCGCAAGACUACAUGGCUCUGUCAAAAGAGGUAGCCCUCACCACUGGAGGGCUCCCUUUGGCAAUUGAGGUCAUAGGUUCCUUUUUGUGUGGCAAAAGCAAGGCAGUAUGGGAAGGUACUUUGGAAAGGUUGAAAGAUGUCCCACAUAAGGAAGUUGAGAAGAAACUGAUGAUAAGUUAUGAGGCAUUGGAAUAUGAACAACAACAAAUAUUUCUCGAUAUUGCAUGUUUCUUUAACAAACGGAAUAGAAUAAAUGCUUUUUAUAUGUGGGAUGACUCUGGCUUUUGUCCAGAGUAUGGUUUAGCAGUCCUUCUCCUAAUGUCUUUAGUUAAAAUUGGAGAUAAUGAUGAGUUAUCCAUGCAUGAUCAACUUAGAGACCUUGGUAGGGAGAUUGUUCGCCGUGAGAAUCGUAAAGAUCCCGGGAGGCGUAGUAGGUUGUGGAAUGACAGGGAAGCACUAGAUGUGCUGAAAAGUAAGAAGGGAACAGAUGAAGUUGAAGCACUUGUUUUGAACUAUUAUACUAAGGGUUCUGAUACUGCCUUAAAGAACCAGAGCUUUACUUGUGAAGAAUUUUCAAGCCUCUCAGAGCUAAGAUACCUCCAAAUGCAUGGCGCGGACCUUGUUGGGGACUUCGAGCAUCAUUUCUCAAAACUAAGAUGGCUUUCUUGGAAAAAUUGUCCUCCAGAUUUUCUAGCUACCAAUUUUCAUCCUAGAAAUCUAGUGGUUCUUGACCUGUCAUGGAGCAAAAUAACACACAAAUGGAAAGGCUGGAAGCAGAUUGAGAUGGCCAAGAAACUGAAAGUUCUGAAUCUUUCCACUGCGACAAGUUGACCAAGACUCCAGACUUAUUAGCCUAUGGAAGCCUGCAAAGAUUGAUUCUCGAAGGGUGUUUGCGUUUGUUUCAUAUUGAUCCGUCAAUUAUUCACUUGAAGUGCCUCACUCAUUUGAAUCUCCGAGGAUGUUAUUCUCUGAAACACAACACCUGGCGUAACAUAAGUUUCCUGGAGGAUCUUGAAGAGCUCAUCACGGAUGUACCUUCUCAGAAAGCUGAUCCUAUGUCGCAAAGGACAGAGAAGCUGGAUACUUUAAUUGCUACCCAUUGGAAUUUAACGAUCUCCCAAGUGCAUCACAAGAUCAACCCGAGAUGGUACACAUCGAAGUGUCCGCUCCAUCAACUGUCACCCAAUUCCACAUACCCAAGCACAGGAAUGACUCAGUCUAGAGAUUCGACAGGAGUGGAAGAAGAACACAAAGAUUUGGCUUCAAACCAAGUAGAGUGGGUGGAGAGACUUCCAGAAUCAGUGGGGUAUUUGGAAUCACUGGUUGAGCUGGACUUAUCAAGCACAGGAAUUACCGAAUUACCUGAUUCGAUAGGUAAUCUGAAGAAUUUGAAAGUGCUGAGAAUUGAUGGAAGUUGCAUAAGAAAGUUACCUGAUGCUAUAGGAAAGGCAGAGAAACUCGAGGAACUACAUGCCUUAAAAAGUGAGAGGUUAGAGGAAGUUCCUAGUAAUUUUGUGUGCCUUCCCUGCUUGAGAAUCUUGAGAUUAUCAAGAACUGCCAUAACUAGAAUACCGAAACUUCCAGCAAGCCUAACCAGUCUACAAAUUGAAUCACGAUCAGCAAGCACUAUCCCUGAUCUGUCGAACCUCCUCAACAUAAGAGACUUGGACUUGGAUUUGAGGAUAUUUUCCUCUAGAGAGCCAUCUCACCUUCUACAAACUCCCGGCCCCAGUUGGAUUGGGAACUUAUCCAAAUUGGAGCGCUUAAAAUUGUCCCUUUCAAAUAUUAUCUCUCUGCCUUCAUCUUUAGGCUCAUUUUCAGGUCUCAAGAAACUUGAGCUCCUGUCCUGUGUAAACCUCAAAUCCCUGCCACUGCUUCCCACUAGUUUGACAGAGUUAUCCAUCCGAAAUUGUAUUUCAAUGAUAACAUUACCGACAGUUUCCAAUUUGGAGAACUUGUUGUUAUUUGCUCUUGCCGAGACACAGGUAACUGAGAUCGAAGGACUUCGGGGCCUAGUAUCACUCAAACAUUUGGAUAUACAAAGGUGCAAAAUUGAAAAUCUCGAUGAGCUCCAACAAUUGCAAAAUUUAUCCACACUGAAGGUUUCAACCUGUGAGUUCCUCCAGAGACUGCCUGAUCUGUCAAACUUGCCGAAAUUAAGGGAGUUGAGGCUACUUCAAUGCACAAACAUGUUUGAGAUUCGAGGUCUUGAAGAAUUAGAAUGCUUGGAAGAGUUGUGGAUUCAAAAUUGCAUUUCCUUGCAAAGAUUGCCAAACCUAUCAAACUUGAAGAAGCUGAAAGUUUUGAAUGUAUACAAAUGUGAGAAGAUUCACAGCAUUCAUGGAGUAGAGGAAUUGAAUUCCCUGAAGGAUCUAACUGUGUGUGGAUGCGAGGCAGAAUCUUCGCCUAAUGUGUGUCUUGCAAAGAAGAGAGUUCUCCAACAGCAUUGGCAAGCCGGGGCUUUUCAAGAAUUCUGAGUUGGUAAUAGCAUGAACUCCAAAGGGAUCUCAGUUAACGAGGCUAUUCGGUACCUACAUGUACUUUCUUGCCCUCGCCCUUGGCGAGCGUUGUUUUUUUUUUAACUUCAGUUAAUUGUAACAGUCUUGCGUGUAGUUUCUAAGCGUGUAGUUUCUAAAAGUUAACUAAGGCCCCGCAUGGAAACAUUUCUAUU